Molecule: messenger RNA, 12566 nt
Organism: Myxocyprinus asiaticus (Chinese sucker)
Lineage: Eukaryota; Metazoa; Chordata; Actinopteri; Cypriniformes; Catostomidae
Gene: spen
Product: spen family transcriptional repressor
Exons: 15
Coding region: 306-10853 (3515 amino acids)
Biological process (GO): regulation of transcription by RNA polymerase II
Cellular component (GO): nucleus
Molecular function (GO): mRNA binding
Source: RefSeq, a predicted model, not a curated record
AUGCACAUUUGAACAGAUAAAGUGAUACGCAUUAAAAUAUGUCUUGUCCGUUUUGAUCCAUGUGCCCAUUGCAGACGCUUCUUCUAAUGCGCGAUGUCGUCAUGAACCGGAGCGCGCUCCUCGACAGCAAGGUUCAGGCUCUCUUUAGUCAACACAGCUUUCAAGUGCAACUGGGUCCAAUCAGAGGAACUACUCGUCGUUUUUGAGCUUUGAACAUCUCAGCGCCCCAAUGUAACACACAUUCAGUCGGAACGAAUUUAACUCCAAAAAAUCUUCUGCAUGAUCGGGGGACACAAACACGCAGUAUGGUCCGGGAAACCAGACAUUUAUGGGUGGGGAAUUUACCAGAAAAUGUACGAGAGGAAAAAAUUAUCGAGCACUUCAAACGAUAUGGACGUGUGGAGAGUGUCAAGGUCCUCCCAAAACGUGGAUCAGAGGGUGGAGUGGCAGCCUUUGUGGAUUUUGUGGACAUUAAGAGUGCUCAGAAAGCUCAUAAUUCUGUCAACAAGAUGGGGGACAGGGACCUACGCACCGAUUACAAUGAGCCAGGAACUAUCCCCAGUGCGGCUCGAGGCCUGGAUGAUAGCCUGUCCAUAGCCACUCGUGGACGGGAUGUUUCAGGGUUCACAAGGGGGGCAGGGGGCCCAGUGUAUGGGCCCCCUGUGUCACUGCACAGCAGAGAGGGACGCUUUGAACGCAGACUAGACGGGGCUGCGGACAGUCGGGAGCGCACUUACGAUCACAGUGCCUAUGGACACCAUGAGCGUAGCAACAACAGCAGUAGUUUUGAUCGCCAACGUCACUAUGAGACCGAUUAUUACAGAGACUCGAGGGACCGGGCCCUCAGUGGAGCAAGUGGGAAUUCCAGUUCUGCUAGUGGCAGCAUUGGUGGAAGCUCAGCAGGGGCCAGUUUGGGGGGUGGAGGGAGCGUUGCGGGAAGCAGUGGUGCUGGUGGAAGCAGUAGCAACACUGCUGGAGUCGGAGGUGGAGGUUCGACAUCAGGAGGCAUUGUCUACUAUGGUUCACGAAGCCGGAGCCCUAGCCGUUUUGAGACCACAGAGGCUCGCUUUGAGCCUCGUGCCCGGGAAUCUUUCACAGUGGCCAGUGUGGUCCAUCGGGAUUUAUACAGAGAGGAGCGAGGCAGGCGAGGAGAAAGGACAUCACACCACAGUCGCAGUCGGUCGCCACACUCUUCACAGUCACACAAUCCCUCACCACAGAGGCUGGCGGGUCAGACUGUGGGGCCGGCGUGCUCCCACAGUGGCUCGGGAUCCCACAGUCGCUCCUCCAGCUCUGACUCAGUCAGCAGUACCAGCAGUAGUGGCAGUGGCAGCAGUGAUUCCAGCAGCAGCUCCAGUGAUCGAUCUCCAGCUCGGUCUGUUCAGUCAACAGCUGUACCUGCCCCUUCUGCCCAACCCUUAACUUCACUGGAUAAAGAUGAACCACGCAAAAGUUUUGGUAUCAAAGUGCAGAACCUUCCUGUGCGCUCUACAGAUACAAGCCUGAAGGAUGGUCUUUUCCAUGAAUUUAAGAAGCAUGGCAAAGUAACAUCUGUUCAGAUCCAUGGUGCCUCUGAGGAACGAUAUGGUUUAGUGUUCUUCCGCCAGCAAGAGGACCAGGAAAAAGCUCUUAGUGCAUCAAAAGGGAAGCUGUUUUUUGGGAUGCAAAUUGAUGUCACUGCUUGGCAUGGCCCUGAAACAGAGAGUGAGAAUGAAUUUCGCCCUUUGGAUGAACGUAUAGAUGAAUUUCACCCCAAAGCUACAAGGACAUUAUUCAUUGGAAAUUUGGAGAAAACCACAACCUAUCAUGAUCUGCUUAACAUAUUUCAGCGUUUUGGAGAGAUUGUUGAUAUCGAUAUAAAAAAGGUAAAUGGUUCACCACAAUAUGCCUUUCUCCAGUAUUGUGACAUAGCAAGUGUCUGCAAAGCAAUUAAGAAAAUGGAUGGUGAAUACCUUGGCAACAACAGGUUAAAGCUUGGUUUUGGCAAGAGUAUGCCUACUACAUGUGUUUGGUUGGAUGGCUUGGCUUCCAAUAUUACAGAACAGUAUCUCACAAGACACUUUUGUCGUUAUGGACAUGUUGUAAAGGUUGUGUUUGACCGACUGAAGGGAAUGGCUCUCAUCUUAUAUAAUAAUAUUGAGUAUGCACAGGCCGCUGUCAAGGAAACAAAGGGUUGGAAAAUUGGAGGAAGUAAAAUAAAGGUUGACUUUGCCAACCAGGAAAGCCAGAUGGCUUUCUACCGUUCAAUGCAGGCAUCUGGACAGGACAUAAGAGAUUUCUAUGAAAUCAUUUCUGAACGAAGAGAUGAGCGCCGCCCGUCGUAUCAUGAGUUAACAGCUGAGCGGGCAUACUAUGAGAAUGUGCGUACUCCAGGCUCCUACACAAAGGAUCCACGUCGAAAAUAUCCUGCCAGAGGUCGAGAGUUUUAUUCAGAAUGGGAUCCUUACCAGGGGGAUUACUAUGACCCACGAUACUAUGAUGACCCUCGUGAAUACAGGGAUUUUCGAGACCCUUAUGAGCAGGAUAUUCGGAAGUACAGCUACUUGCAAAGAGAACGGGAAAGGGAAAGAGAGCGGUUUGAAACAGAUCGUGAACGAGACCAUGGUCGACGAACAAUUGAACAUAAUCAAAGUCCAUCCCAUCCACAUCGCCUCGCUAGCCCUGCUGCCUCCCCAUCCCUUUCUGAACGUCCACCCAGUGACUCUGAGCAUCAUGUUUACAGUCGCUCAUCUGAGCGAAGUGGCAGCUGCAGCUCACUAUCUCCACCAUGCUUUGAAAAGCAAGAAAAAAUUCGUUUGGAAAGGUACAAUAGGAGUGAUAAAUCUGAGAAAGACAAUUUACUCUUUGAGGCAGACCAUGAAAAUGGAGGAGAAAAAGAAAGACAUGCUGGCCGUAAGGAGAAAGGAGACAAGGACAGAAUAGAGAAGCAAAUGUUGAGAAAAUUAAAACUUGCAUCCCCCACUACUCCAUCAUCAGAGACUGACCUUGAACCAGACAGGGACAUUAGCCCAGAGGUUAGCUUAACUCUGCGAGGUAAAGCCAACAUCAAACCAUUAGUCAAAGAAAAAGACUACUCUGGAAAAGGAAAACUUGAUCUGCCACCUUGUGUUGUACAGCUGACAAGAGUGAAGGAGAAGGAAGGAAAGUUGAUAGACAGUAUCCAGAGUAAGAAACAAAAAACAAAGGUUGGGAGUGAUACUGUUUGGUCUCCAACCACACCCCCCUCAGCUGAUCACAAGAGUAUGCCUUUCCGCAUAGAUACUCAGUCUAGAGAUUUCAUUAAGCAUGGGAAACCUCUCAAGGAGAAAGGCCUGUCUAGUCAGGUUGAGGUUGUGGAUAACGAGGGCAAGUUGAAAAACAAAAAGUACUUCAAAACAGAUCCUGGAUUUGAUACUUUCACUUCUGUGGAAGCAGAGCGAUUGGCAGCACGGAAGAAGCGUUUUGAGGAGGCAUCUAGAAAGGCUGACAAUUUAAGGAUUAGUCAGGAGGAAGAUGAAGGGAAAUUGAUGAGAAUAAUUGAUGAUCCUUUGCCAAAAGACUUUGAUGAUGAUAAAAAGUUACUACGAAAAGAGACACACAAGACAGAUCAAAAUAUUGUUAAGCUAGAGAGGAUGGUUACUGUUAGUACUACAAAAGAAGUGCUGGACACAGCUAUGUCAGUAGGCCUCAGUCUUGACCUUCAGGCUCGACUUGGAGAACCAGCUGAGGAAGCAAUGGAUCCUUUAGACGAUCUUGAUAAAAAAACAGGUACUUUUGAAGAAAAUAGUCAACCAAGUCUCAGUCUUGCAGCCUCUGAUGAUGGGAGCAUAGAUAUGGAAUCUUCAAGAGAGCAAGAACAGCAGCACUUAGAUAGCUUUGAUUUACUCUCCACUAGGCAAGAAAGAGAUUCAGAAAGUAAGGAAAGGUUGCUCUCAGAUAUUGAUCACUCACAGAGCUGCAGAAAACAAAUGGAGCAAAAUCGUCAGUUACAGCAACAACUGCUAGAGUGUGAUAAAUCUGAUAAAACUGAAAGCACACCCAGCACUGAUGCAGAAGACUUUGAACGUCAAAGUCUUGUGCAUGAGGUAGGAAAACCUCCCAAAGAUGUAACUGGUGAUUCACCACCCAGCAAGCGAAAGAAGUUAGGAGCGUAUGAAUUUGAUUUUAUCUCUAUUAGAGAGCUCAAUUACCAGAGGUUUAGACAAAUAAAUGAUGAAAAAGAACCUGAAAAGAAACUUCAGAGGACACCCUUAACUGUGGAGGAGAGAAAUUCAUCACAGUUAGUGAUGGAAAAAGAGCCAAAUUCACCAGUGGCAAUGGAGAAAAAUUGCUUGCAUUUUGAUGCAUCAAAAUACAAUAUUGGUAACUCAGUGCAUCAAGGGCAUUCACCUCAUGCAGAGAUGUUGAAAGUUAAAGCGUCAGUGGCUGAAGAGGAGUUCUGUUGGGAGAGCAAUAUUAGGCAGGGUAAAUUGAGAGGAGAAAUGAGCUUCCCUACCAGCAUUGUUAAACGAGAAAGUAUCCGAAAACGUCCUGAAUAUGAAUUGGAACCUGGGGAGGUUCAGUCAGACUCUGAUGAGGAUAGUGACAGCAGGCACCUUUCACUAAAGUCAAACUCCUUCAGAAGAGAGCAUGAGGAGGGGCUUUUAGACAUAAAGUCCUCUGAGUCUCUUGAAAAGAACAAGUUUUAUGAAUUUGCAUUAGAUAAGACCAUAACACCGGACACCAAAGCCUUGCUGGAGCGUGCUAAGUCAUUGUCUUCAUCUAGAGAAGAAAAUUGGUCUUUCCUCGCUCAAGACUCCAAAUUUAAUAGUUUUCGGAAUAGCACAGACAAGGAGAAGUCUGAACCCACCCCAAGACCUAUUCCUUCUUGGUAUAUGAAAAAAAAGAAAAUUCGCUCUGAUUCUGAGGGAAAGCUUGAUGAUAAAAAGGAAGAUGCCAAACCUGACAAACAAGAACGACAAGAGCUCUUUGCUUCUCGCUUCCUUCAUAGCUCUAUCUUUGAGCAGGACUCAAAACGACUUCAACACCUUGAACGCAAAAAUAAUGAUCCUGAAAUUAGGGUUGGUAGAGAUAGUAACAUAUGUAAUUCCCAAGGAGAACAAGCUGGAGCUUGGGGAUCAGACCUCCUUCAAGAGCCAAGAGUACUUUUUCAUAGCCGCUUCAUAGAGCUUCAGCAGCAAAAGGAUAAGAACCAACAGCUUUCCAUUUCAGGAGGAACCAGUGUAAGUGAUCAUAUGGAAGAAGAGAAGAUAUUGGAUGAAGAGCUUGGGUCGUCCCCCUAUCUAUCAGAAAGUUCCCAAGAGAUGUUAGUAAGUCAUACUCCAACUACAUCAUCAAUGGCUCUCUCUAAAGUCUCAGAGACGUCUGUGCAGUAUGAUAAGCUAGUUUUGCCCUCUACAUUAGCAAACACAGAUGGUCCAUCAGUCAUGGAUGAGAGGUCAGAAGAUAUUUCAUUAGUUUCUCCUCCAUUAAUUACCCUGAAGGAGGAUAAUAAAGCUGUUCCAGUGAGUGGCACACACGCUGAGCCCAUGAUAAAGGAAGAUAUAACUGUUGAAGAAUCUAAUGAGAAGCUGAGUGAGUCCAAAAGAACUGCAAACUUAACUGUAGAACAGGAUUUUAAUGUCAAACCUCCUACUCCUUGUGCAUCUUUAAGUAAUACUGAACCAGAAUGUGAUCCUAUUCAGACACCUUCUCUAUUGUUUCCAAAGCCUAAUCAAACUCUAGAGAUUGUAGAGCUUCCAGAAGCAAAUACAGAGCCUGUUAGUCCUUGUUUGCACAAGGUUGCUUUCCCACUUGAGAUGGAGUUGCCAGUAACAGAACCAGAGAUUGAACAGACACAGCCACCACAAAAACAACCCAAGAGUAAAAAGGCAAAAACUACCUCUCCAGCUCUAACACUUCCCCCUCAAGCUGCUAACGAGAAACCAGCUACGCGGAAGAGUGAACGCAUUGACAGAGAAAAGCUGAAAAGAUCUAUAUCACCCAGAGGAGAUGCUACAAAACUCAUUGCUGACUCCAGAAGCUCUGCAAAAUCACCUGUUAAUGCUACAAAUUCAGAGCAGAGCCAUGAAUCAAACGCAAACCAUGGCAGAACAAGGCAGCGACGAAAUGUGCGAUCUAUUUAUGCAACACCCCAUGAAGGUGAAGCUUCUCAGCAACUAGGAAAAGAUAUUGCAGAACCUCCCCGUUCCACCCGUAAGCGCGGAAGUGAUAAGGAAGCUGCAACACAGCAUGUGAUAACUGCACAUUCAAGGAGAGGUCGUCCACCCAAAACUCGCAAAAGAUGUGAUAAUGUGUCUCCGUUUAAGGGAGAUACGCCCAAAAACUCUGAAGGUGAAGACCCUGAAAAUAAAGAAUCAACAAGUAGUGGAGAAGUCUCUAAAGUAUCAGAGGCAUGGCGCUCCCCACGAUCUCAAAAGGUCCAGUCUUCACCUGUACGAGCAGGACAGAACAGAAAAACAUCAAAAUUGGACAAAUCAUCAGGUAGUCCAGGACCCAUUCAAUCAGACAGAGCAGCGGUUGAAGUGUCUGCUGCUGUAGAGCACCAAGCUGAAUCAAAAGAUGAAACAUCAAUGCAAGUUAGACAGUUGUCACAAGACAUUAAACAACACACCUUAUCUAAAACAGAAACAGAACUUGCAAAUCCUACUGAGGAAAAAUCGACAGAUGAUAAUAUAGAAAUUGCCCCUAAAGUAAAAAUACAAUCAUUAGAUGAGAAUGGUAAAAUCAAUGCAUUAAGGUCAACACGGAACACCAUAUCAAUGUCUGAUGGUAAGACUGUCAACUUGAGAAGCCGUGUUGAUCUCAAUGCAGAUGUAGUUCAAGAUGCCCUUCACUCUGGUGAUGAGGAAGCCGUAUGCUUUGAAGGAUCUUUGACAAAGACCAAAUUACCAAAAGAGUCAAAUAGCCCAAUUUACCACAAAGAGGAAGAUGAUCACAGCCCUAAUAAAAAUGAAGAGUCCUUAUCAGAAAAUGAGCUACCUGCUGAUCCUGUGGCUGCCUUGCUUGCCCGCCAAAUGGAACUGGAAAGAGCAGUGGAAAAUAUUUCCAGACUUACAGAUGAGCAUCAUCCAGCACCUUAUAAAGAACCACGUACUGAACCACCUACCUUAAUACCACCUGUUGUAGUACAACCUGCAGAUGAAACUGAGGUAGAAAAGCCAGCCAAUCCGGCAAGUGAAACUGAACUGGCUGCUGCAAUUGAUUCCAUUACUGCUGAGGAUAUAUCAGGUGAUGCAGAUGGAUUCUCUGCUCCAACUACAUACACAGCCCUCCUUCCUACACCAGAGACACUUAUUUUGCCUGGAGCAAAUGAGGUUAUUGAACCUGAGACAGACUUGUCUAUAAAAACUAUUAUACAAUCUAAAUUAAAAAAUGGUUUGGUUCCAGAUUCAAAGUCUUCUGUAACAAUUACCACAGAUACAUCACUCACAGAAUCUCCAACAUCAGAGGCAACGAAGAAAGGAGGAAGGGCAAGACCAAAAACGCCAAAGAAAUCUAGAGGUCGUAAGGUUUCUUCCAACAGAAAAUUAAAUAUUGCUGAGGAUGCAGUACCUGAGCCUGAGUCAACUACAGUCAAGCUUCCAGAGUCCAUUCCAGAAGAGAUUCAAACUGCAAACCCUAAGGCAGCGACAUCAGGAGCAGCAGCAGCAGCAGCUGUAGUCACUGUUGCUGCUGCAUGUAAAUAUGAAGCCAAAUCUACAGUGACGCUGGACACACCAAAAGAGGCAGAGCAGCCUGCUGUUGACCAGCCCGAACCUCAGGAAUCUGCAUUCCAUUCUGGGAAUAACAGUCCUUCUUAUUUAAGGACACAACCACCAUCUCCUGAGCCAGUAGCACAUACACUUACUUCUCCCACAUCCUGCCUAAAUUCUCAUGUAUGCUCUGCAAAGACUUUUCUCACACCCCCUGAGUGGAACACCAGGACAGAGGAGAAAGGAAUGCCACAUAAACCACAAGUUAGUGUGGCUUUGUCUACACCAGGAAUGGGGGGACCCCUAGCAAAUCCUCCCAUGCCCCCUGACACAAAAGCCUCUGAUAUUGACCCUAGCUCCAGUACAUUGCGAAAGAUUCUAAUGGAGCCAAAGUAUGUGUCUGCUUCAAACAGCAUUGCAGUCCCAAGUAUGCAGUUCACAACCACAGUAACAGAUCCAAGGAUGUCUGAUAAUAAAAAUUCAGUUGAGACUGUGCUGCCUUUGAAGUCCUCUAUACCGGAAGAUAGACCUAGCCCUAUAACCCAAGUUGUACCCCAUACAACACCACUAAAGCCACCUCCUCUGCAACAGUGUGAAACUCAGCAGAUCUUAAAAGAAAAACUGGCUAUAACUUCCACUGCUACUUCAGUCAUUAGUCGGAUACCUCUGCCCUAUGACUUUGAGGAUACUCCCCACAUCUCUUUGAGCAACCGGAGCUCUGGAAUGCCCUUACCCAAGCAGAAGUAUCGUUCAGGCUUGAAUGAAAAUAGCAGGUAUCAUGGACAUACCCUCUCUGAUAAUGGAGGAAGUGUUGGUCGGCCUGUAGUUGAAAGCACACAUUGUAACACAGGGUCAAGUACUGGUUUGAGGGUCAAUACAUCAGAGGGUGUGGUUGUAUUGAGUUAUUCUGGACAAAAGACAGAGGGACCACAGCGGGUCAUUGCUAAAAUUAGUCAGAUCCCACCUGCCAGUGCAGUUGAUAUUGAGUUUCAGCAGUCUGUAUCAAAAUCACAGAUAAAACAAGAACUACCAUCUCAACACUCUACUCUAAAAGGAUUGCAGACACCAACAGGUUAUGGACACACAGGGGUGGUGUUAACUGGCCAGACCUUCAAUGCUCAGCCUGUUAUUUCCUCUAUUAGUCAGGAAAGUCCUGGGUCUGAAAAAUCUGAACCCUCCUACCACAAUGUUCAACAAGGAGGUUCUGUGAAAACCUUCCAAAAGUCUGGUAGCAAUUCUCAACUUCUUAGGUAUGGCCAGUCAAUUACACAGCAUCUACAUAUUAAAAAAAAUGGAGCAACUGAGACUGUUUCAAUGAAAGGUGAUAUAAAACCAUCACAAACCUUUAAUGUAAACCCAGUUUUAAGUCCACACCACCCCUCUUUGUCAGGUAAUCACAUCUCGAGUCCAGUUGCUGCACAUGAAAGAGUGGUCUCUCAGCCCAAACAAGAUUCACAUUCUCCAAGGGCAUCAGGCCAUUCAACUUCAUUUCCAAAAGUUUGCCCUCCUAGCAGCUCAGUUGUUUUGGGAACUGCUGGCUCUAUAUCUCAGUACAUGUCAAAUAUACACCAUGCUGAGCAGUCAGUGAUCAUGCCCCCUCAUAGUGUCACCCAACCUGUGCCCAUAGGUCAUUUGUCCCAAGGAGAUGUCAGAGUCAAUACUACAUCAUUAUCUGGAAUAGGUUAUGGAAUGCGUUCAGAAAACCUCUUAUCACCACGAUCUGGACCUCAGCAACGCUCCACUACUCCCCAACCAGCAGUGAUCAGAGAUGUGGUACUGAAGUCACAUUCAGGUUCAUCUGCUGGUGGCCAGGUUGGUGAGACAAGCAAUGAUGAUAUGCAUAAUCUCCCACAAGGACUUCGUAGGGCUUCUGCACCACAGUUGCACCCAGAAAGCAUGGUAAUGCAGGCUGAAUACAAAGGUCUGCAUCAGAGGGCAUUGCGUCUAGAUCAGUACAGCAGAGAUGUGCGGCUGCUUGUGCACCAGCAUUUGGCUGACCAUCCAGUUGUUGAAAGUCACCAAUCACGAACACCAGAGGCAUUGCAGUCGUCAACACACAUAUCAUCUGCUUCUUCUAAAGCCUCUCCUGUUUUAAAAAAUGCUCCACAGAUUAUGAGGGAUGCACCAAAAGCACUUGAGAUGAAGAUGCCACCCUCCCCUCAUUCAGAGAGCAGGAUAAUGGGACACCACCCCGGCUCUCCUCAAGGAGUACAGUUGAUUCAUGCUGGAAAUGCAAACUCUGUGUCUGAGUACUACAGAGAAAUGCGUGGCUUCCAUUCCCAAUAUCCAAGUCGUUCAGUAAUUGGGAUCAACCUGGCUAAUCGUGGAAUUGCAGCAUCUCAGGUCUCACAAGACGUUGAUCAUGGUCAAAGACAUAAGGUUUCUUCUGUCUCCUCCAUCGCAUCAGUGGGAGGUUUUGGUGAACCAAAACUUGACAGCUCACACAUUCGACAGCCAAACUUCAUGGAUUUGUCUCACACAUCACGAGUCCAGGGUGAGACUGGAUCCCCCUCUUACACUUCUCCAGUGACUAUAACCCCCAAAUUGGAGUUGCCUCUCUCUGUACAGAAGGGACCUCAAGGACCUAUUUCUAGCCAGAUGCCACCUCCAUCCUCAGCCUCCUCUCAGAUAAGAUCAGACAUUAAACUGGAUCGCACAGGACUUCGGUCUGUCGAUAUGGUGAAAUUGUUAACGAAAUAUCCAAUUAUUUGGCAAGGUCACCUGGCACUUAAGAAUGACACUGCAGCAGUACAGCUGCACUUUGUGUCUGGUAACAACGUUCUAGCUCACCGUUCACUGCCGCCACCGGAAGCAGGUCCCUUUCUUCGCAUUGCCCAGAGAAUGCGCUUAGAGGCAUCACAACUUGAAGGAGUUGCCAGACGAAUGACCGUUGAUGGGGAGUACUGCCUUCUGUUGGCAUUGCCUUGUGGAUUGGACCAAGAGGAUGUCCAUAACCAGACCCAUGCCCUCAAAACUGGCUUCAUCACUUACCUGCAAGCAAAACAAGCUGCUGGAAUUAUCAAUGUCCCGAACCCAGGCUCUAAUCAGCCAGCUUAUGUUGUCCAGAUUUUCCCUCCGUGUGAAUUUUCAGAGAGCCACUUAUCUCAUCUUGCUCCGGACCUUCUCAAUAGUAUCUCCAGUAUCUCUCCACAUCUUAUGAUUGUUAUUGCUUCUGUAUGAGAGGGAGAUCCCAGCACACAUACAGUAUGCCAACACCAGCCUUUGGGACUUGCCAGUUUUUUACUCUGGAGAGCACCUCAAUCUUAGGUUUCUCGUUUUUGGCCAUGUACUCAUUCUCUUUUUGUUCUUUCACCAGCUUUUUAAUCCAUUGACUCAUUGCCGCUUCCAUUUCACCUUAUACAGGGGUAAAUGGAGCUACUUACAACGAUCAAUUCUCUGAUCAUUUUUUUUUUUUUUUUCUUCUUUUGGAGAUUUGUAUCUAUGGAUUUUAAAACAUUGAUCUUUUGGAUUAUUAGGACAUGGGGGUUAAGAAACUUUUUUUAUUGAAAUGAUAGUGAUUUCAUUUUUCUGAAAAAAAUAAUAAACUGAUCAGUCAUUGCACUAUGUUAUGAAAAUCUAAAUAAUUAAAAACAAGUUUGUACAAAUUUGGUUAUUGAAAUGACAACUUUACGUUAUUACUUGGACAUGCUUCAUUCACCAGCCAUUUUGUGGUAUAGACUAAAAAUGUUAUAUUGUCAAUGUAGUUCAUGGAAUUUCUUUGGCAAGUUUUAUAUAAUUAAAACAAAUAAUAAUGUAAUAUAAAGCAGCUACUGUUCAAUCAAGUAAACAAGUUACUUCCAUGUCAUGUGUAGAAAUGGCUCUCAACAUAGCCCUUGUUUUCUCUCAAAGGGACAAAAUAUGGGAGCAUUUUGAGUUGUACAGUUUACACUUUAUGCCUCAAUAGGGGAUUGUAUGUAUACUUUUUUACUUUCCUCUUAAGUGAAUUAGGCGAAGACCUGACUGUAAAUAUUAUGUAUAUUUAAAGACUUUCAAGACAGUCAUUAGAUACUGCAGAUAACAAGUAUAACAAGAUGACAACCUAUUGCCAUCAACCGUGAAAGUGAAUUGUCAGUUACCGCUUGAGAUUCAUUUUAGACUUUUUGUUUUUAAAACCAUUCCUGUGCCAUAAAUAGCUUUUCAAAUUGAGGAAAACUAAAUUGAGAUUCAUCAAACCUUAUUUUGAUACUUGACUUUGUAUUUGUCACUUGAUAUGUAAGGCCUGCUUUUACAUUGCCUUGUUUAUGGUUUUUCUCCCCUACCUCUAUUUCUUAACUGAUUACAUUGUCCUAAGGACCUCUAAAGUGUAUAAUUCUGUUUCUCACUGUUUCUUUCUUGUUUUUUUUUAAACAUACCUCUGAAUGUCCAACAAGAACAGUGCAAUGCAAGUAGUAAAAAUAUUUGUAAAGAGAGAAGGGAAAAAAUAGAUAAAAUAUGUACAAAUCUUUCAGGAGACAUGAAAGAGACUGGGUUUUUUUGGUCUCAUUUCUUUAUUGAUGUCUCAUUGAGCCAAGCUGUAAAUAAUCAUUUUCAUUUUUGUGUUUUUCUCUUUGUCUUUUAUGUCAGGGUAAUUAUUUUGUUUUGUGAAACAAAACAAAAAUAUGUAAAGAAAACCGAUGUAGGAAGUUAACCGUGAGUGCAGUUUCAUUUGGUUGACUAUAAAUGCUCUCAUGGUAAUUUUGAAGGCACUUACAUUUUUGAUAUACAGAUUUAAGAUAUCAAAAUACCAAAAGAAAGAGAAAACAAAAAGCAGAUGAUCUUAAAAUUUUGUUUUUGAUUAAUCAUAUUUCAUCGUUUUGAGUGUAUUUUGCUGUUCCUCUAUGAGGACAUUUUAAAAUGUAAAAUAAAUUUUGUUGGUUAACACCUCUACAGAUCAUUAAAUGGUCAUUCACAAUA